AGCCCCGAGAAAGACUUUGCUACUUCCUUUUUUGGAUUAUUUUGGCAGAAAUGACAACACUCAUUUGUAGAUAUCAGUAAAUAAUGUUCUCUGUCCAUUUCAGGUGACAAAAUGUCGUCUGAUAGUGAACUAGAAGAAUUUUAUGACGCAGAGGAAGCAACACCAAAGCGGUAUGUUCAGAAGAAUUCAUUGAAAGAUGCCCUGGAGAAGUUUUCUGAAUGUGUAUCUGACUCUGAAGAAAGUGCUGAUGAUGGUGAUACUGGCAUAUUAAACAAUGCUAAAGCUGUGGAUGAGGAGGAAAAAUGGAUGACUGUCCAUAGUGACAAAUUUAGGAUAUCUAGACCAGAUGAGUUGGACGGAGCAGCAGAAAAAUGGACAACCAUCAGAAACCCGCCAGAUAAGUCUGACCAGUCAGAUGAUUCUGAUGAGAAAGUUGUUAUUCCUAACAGACCUGAACGUGCAGAUUCUAUUCUUGAAGAGGAGGCAAGGUUAAAAGAAAUCAGAAGAAUUCAAGAAGAGAGGAGGAAAAAAGAAGAUGCAGAAUUCCAAAAUCAACUGGAAGAACUAAAAAGGAAGAAAAGAGAAAAGGAAAUGAUUGAGGAAAAGAGGAGGAAGGAAAAUGAAAAACGCAGAAAAAAAUUAGAACAAAUGAGACGUCGAGUGUCUGAUGGAAGUGACCACAUUCUUGUGGAUUCCAAAGAGGACACUGAUUCAGAUGUGUCACAAGAAUCAAUGAAGGAUCCUGUCUCUAUCAAACUAACAGUUUACACAGAAAAUAUUAAUGUAUCUAUUCCAGAUAUAAACAGUGCUAAUCUAGUCACGAGUUUGUGUGAAGCAGGACUGCCAGCAACCUUGCAAGCAAACAUUACUAUUCCAGACACUAAGACCAGUAGGUCCAGCUCAAUGAGAGGUGAUUCAAAUAGACAAGACAGACCUAUAUUGCACGCAAAUUUAGUGGUUCAAGAGCCUCUACGCAGUCGUUCAAAUUCUUCCAUAAAUUCUUCAGCAAGUGAAGGACCAGUAAAUACGAAUCGUCGUAUUCCAGAAUCAGAUACCAUUGUAAAUGAAGUUAUAGUAGCUUCCAAUGAACCAGAUAUAAUUAGAAUAACAAAAACUAGAACUCCACCAUCUACUUUACAAUAUCCAUCAGCACCUCAUAAUACUCUUACGUUCCCAGUGGCGCCACCUAGGAAAAAGAAAUGCUCCAGUAGUGAGCUUUCAGACAGUCCUUCAGAGUGGAGCAAUCGUACAUCUCUAACUUUACCUACACCUACCUCAACUGUUGAUAAACUGACCAGAGAUUUAGAAUUCACAUUAGAUCUUCAGAGUGCCUUAGGUGGUGGACGCCAUAUCAGAACUGAAGAUGUAGAUGGACAUGCCAUUAACUCAGACAAACAAAGAUUCUUUAAGUCAGAUGACAGAUUAAAGAUUUCAUCAGAUUCGGAAUCAUCUCCAAGUUCUAAUUUACAAGUGUAUCGACCACGCUCAAACUCUGGUCGUCUGUUAACAGAUCAGGAAAUUUUAGAUGCUGUAAUGGUAGUGAACUUGGACACAGGAGAAGAAGUUCCCCUUAGUGUAGCAGAGGAUAAGAUACCGAAGGGAAUGAAUCCAUUAUCGUUACAUAUUAUGAGACUAACUAAGGAAUACCGAGAUCAUGCUGGAGACACAGAGAGUAUAGACGGGGACAUGAUGAGUGAAACAAUGUCACUCUCAGAGGAAAAUGGUUCAAAGAAAAAAAAGUCUAGAUUAAGGAAAAUGUUAGGAAAGAAAAUAGACCGCACAACCAACAGACUUAAGUCAGUAGCAGACCAAGUAUUACAUAUGGAAGAAACUGCUGUUGAACAAGAAAUUAUAUUUGAUGGUAAAAUGUUUAAGAUUAAAGCCAAAACCAGUAAAAUGCAGCAUGACUUUGAUAAACUACAACUGUUACAAGACAUGACUGGUGUUCACACUGGUGCUGUAUGGAUCAUGAAGUUCUCUCCUUGUGGUAGACUAUUGGCUACUGGAGGACAAGAUAACACUCUGAGGAUUUGGGUGCUUAAAUCUGCUUUUACUUAUUUUAAUGAUAUGAAACAAAAAUAUGCUGAUGUUACUAUAUCACCUGCUCCAUCACAAGAAAGCCUUAAUUCAUUUCUCUCUGGUAGUUCUGGAGAAUUACUGGAACAGGCAAGUGGAGGUCAUGACCCUGAAGAUUUAAUCGCACCAUUCAUGCCAAAACCAUUUUGUACAUUUAGAGGACACACUGCUGAUGUAUUGGACGUCUCCUGGUCAAAAAACCACUUUAUUUUGUCUUCCUCUAUGGAUAAAACAGUACGUUUGUGGCAUGUUUCACGUAAAGAAUGCCUGUGUACCUUCCAACAUAUUGACUUUGUUACAUCUAUUGUCUUCCAUCCUAAGGAUGACAGAUAUUUUCUGAGUGGCUCACUUGAUGGUAAAUUGAGACUGUGGAAUAUACCUGAUAAGAAGGUCACACUAUGGAAUGAAGUGCAGGGUCCUUCAGCCCUUAUUACAACAGCUAACUUCUGUAGGAAUGGUAAACUAGCAGUUGUUGGCACUUAUGAUGGAAAAUGUAUAUUCUAUACAACUGAGCAAUUAAAGUAUCAUACACAGAUCCAUGUAAGAUCAACGAGGGGUAAGAAUGCCAAAGGAAGUAAAAUCACUGGUAUAGAACCUCUACCUGGUGAAGAUAAGGUUUUAGUUACUUCAAAUGAUUCCAGAAUACGUCUUUAUGAUUUACGAGAUAAAAUGUUAACCUGUAAAUACAAAGGAUGUGCAAAUAACAGCAGUCAGAUUAAAGCAAGUUUUAGUCCCAAAGCCAAGUAUAUAAUUUGUGGAUCAGAGGACCAGUUUGUAUAUAUUUGGAAACAGAACCAUGAUUUCUACAAGUUUUCAUCAGCUCGUAGAGAUCGUAAUGAUUACUGGGAAGCAAUAAAAAUUCACAAUGCCGUUGUGACAGCAGCCAUCUUUGCUCCCAAGCCUGCGUUACUGAAACCAAAUAAUAAAAAGAAAUAUGCGGAUGAUUCAGAUGAAGAUGAAGGAGAAGUCAUGGUUACCGCAGAUUUUACUGGAGCAUUAAAAGUAGUCCGAAACUUAAAAGGAACAUUGCAUUAGAAAUCUGGGUAGAAAUCAUUAAGAAAAGGAACAUUGCAUUAGAAAUCUGGGUAAAAAACAUUAAGAAAAGGAAAAUUGCAUUAGAAAUCCCUGGAAAAAUCAAAAAGAAAAGGAACAUUGCAUAAGAAAUCCCAGGCGAAUUCAUAAAGAAAAGGAACAUCGCAUUAGAAAUACCAGGUUAAUUCAUAAAGAAAAAGAUCGCUAAAGAAAUCUAAGAAGAAAUCAUAAGAAAAGGAUCAUCACAUUAGAAAUCUAAGGAGAAAUCUUUAAAGAUAUUAUCAUUUCCACCAUUUAAAAAAAAAGUUUGACUUUAUUUUGAUUAGAAUCCUGCCAUCAAACCAGAUUGAGACAGAAAAUGUACUUUUAUGGUAGUGAAAUUUUCCCCAACAAGAUAAUGUUGCAUUACAGGAGCUUGUUCAAGAAAAUAAAUGGUGCAGAUUAUUUUAGUGAUAAAAAGUACUGGUAUUGCAGUUUUAAAAUUUAGAUUUACAUUGCCUAUUAAGUAUAGCAGUUCAGAGAAUCAUGAUUAUAAUGGUGUUUGAUUCAGAUGAACUAUUUAAACAUUAAGUAGCUUUUAUGCUAUAGUAAUGGUCCAUAAUAUAUUUUAGAAAUCUUCUAAAAUAACUAAUUAAUUAUUUUUAGAAAUAUAUAUUUUCUUUUAUUAUGCAAUCUUUUUCAAUAAACUUAAAUAAUUAUUUCAUGACUUUUUUCAGUGUUAAAUUAUGUCAUUUUACCCAUGGAGACUUUUUUUGUAUUUUAAAAGAUAAAUAAAUCACAAAGUGUGACCUAAAAAUAGACAUCAUGCAACACAAAUUUUAUACUCUGUAUAAUGUGGAAGAAUAUAUGAAUGUAUAUUUGGUAAUCAGAAAGUGGAUGAGCAAUUAAUCUGAAAAUGGAUUGCACACUGCACAGUAAUGCAUGCUCAAAUGAAGCUUAGAUACCAAAUUUCAGGGAGCUGUGAUUUUUCAGUUCCUGAGAUAAACUUUACAAACAUUUUAGUGGUGAUAUUUACAGACAGACAGUAGUUUACCAGUAUACUCCCUUUAGUCCCUACUUUUGAAGCAAGGAAUAAAAGUUUCAAGUUUUUAAGAUAAAAAUUAAUUUAAAACCCAUGAUUUCAGCUGCUUUAAAAAAAAUGUUAAGCCUGUUUUUAAUACUUCAGUUUAUGAUAACUAUAUUAGUUCAUACUUGCUUCUCAGUCACUGCCGUUCAGCUUGUUUAUACUGCCUUUAAAUAGUUUAGUUUACUAACUGGAAAUACUGAAGGGUAAAUUCAGCAAAUUCUUGGCUUUGUUUUGGUCUUAUUUACUAACUUCACUCUAAGGUAUUGCCAAAUGUUAACAGUUGAAGUAAUGAAUGUUAAUUAAAAACCAUCACUGUUUCACUCAAGUUAGUUAUUAUUUAUUGCUGCAGGUAUAAGAUUGAACACACAUGUCUUUGACAAAUUUAAAAACAAUCAUCAUGUGUGGGAGAUACAAUCUCAAUAAAAAAUAAAUCAUGUCAGAUGAUAUGCAAAUUCAACACACUCCUUAUAACUCAUUUAAAAAAAACUAACAGUUACAAGUAUUUGAGAACCAGAUUAUAAUUUAUCAUGGCAUAAAAAUUAGUUUCUGUUAUUUUUACAAUCAGUUGUCUAAAUUUUAAAAUACUUUUUGUAUGCAUUGUUAUUUAAAUGGCAAUUACUGGACACUGAAUGCUCAUGUAAGUUUAAAUGAUUUUAAUUGUACUUAUUGUUAAAUGUCCAGCUAGCCUAUUUGUGUUAAAAGUAUUACUGUAGAUAUUAUGAGUCAUUUAAUUUUUUCCAGAAAUCACUUUUCGUGUUUCUGGAUUAUAACAUAUGUAUCUCGUGGCUAUUAAAAUGGCAAUUCCAAAUGAUUUUAAUUCUACUUAUUAAUUAAGUUUUGAGCUAGUUUGUUUGUAUUAAGUAUGACUGUAGAUGUCAGUUAGUUUGUUCCUGAUAUAAAUGUUCUUAUUUCUAUAAUAUUAUAUAUGUAUCCUAUGAGUUGUCCAUUUUAUUGAAGUAUCUGUGCAAUAUAUAUAUGUCUGUGAUAAUGUUGUAAUGACUUGAGUUGACGCACCAGUAGUAUUGUGGAUUUUUUUGAAUUUUGAAAUCCAAAGAACUGACACCUUUCAGGUUUGUACUUUACAAAACAUUAUUGUAUCAGUCUUAUUAUUAUUGUUAAAAUAGGCAUGUACAAUUGGAGUCAAUUA
Molecule: messenger RNA, 5321 nt
Organism: Mytilus trossulus (common blue mussel)
Lineage: Eukaryota; Metazoa; Mollusca; Bivalvia; Mytilida; Mytilidae
Product: WD repeat-containing protein 44-like
Exons: 20
Coding region: 112-3111 (999 amino acids)
Molecular function (GO): protein binding
Source: RefSeq, a predicted model, not a curated record